UUUAGUUGAGACAUAAUGGAUCUAUCAUGUUGGAAAAACUUCACCAUCACUCAGAAAAGGAACAAAAGUUAAUAGAAAACACAGGCGAGACACAAGAAAACAGCACAAUUACCAUUAAGGUAAAUAAUUGCGAAAGCCAGAGAGAAAAAAAGAUGUUCAGAAUGAAUUGAGAAAUUCAAUCAAGUAGGAGUUUGAGAGAGAAAAAGAAAUUUAGGACAGCUUCAGUUUGUAUUGUAGAGGAAAUUGAGAGAGAUUGGGACACCUGUAUUUGGUUCUUAUACAAAGAAUAAAAUGAUGUACCUGGUGCUUAUUCUGGCAGCAGGUCUGUCACUGCACUCACUUUCAUCUACUAGAAGAAUCAAUGCUGAAAUGGUAAAGAACUGCCUACAGAACACACAAAUAAUGAUGGACAUCAUGUGUGGACGUUAUUCUACCAACCGGAUUUUUGUCAGUUCCUAUCAACCUGGUCUUGAAACCCUAUUUGCCCAGUCAAGCAGCAAAAAAAACACCCUGCCUCUUGUUCUGGACCCUGCAGCCAUCAGCUUGGAUGCAGACACUUCAGACCCAGAAGGGAGCAGCCUAGAGGAGACAUCUGCAAAUGCUGCCAUGGGACAGCAGGUACAGAUGCCAGAAGACCCACACCAUCAGUUUCAAGAACAGCUAUUUCCCUUUAACCAUUCACUUCUUGAACCUACCUGGAAAACAUUAAUCACUACUACAGUUUAGCAACACUCUGAACACUCUGAUCACUUUUCACUAAAAUGGACAUUUUUUGUUUUAAUUGAGUUAUAUUUCUUGUAAAUAUUGUUUAUAAUUUGUUUAAUAAUCAUUUUCUCCUGAAUGCUGCUUACAUGAUGCUAAGUAGCUAUGAUGCUUAUGCAAGUAAUUUUUCAUUGCACUUGUCAUACGUGUACUUCUGCAUGUAACAAUAAACUUGACUUUGACUUUGAAAGGUGAGGUUUAAAAGAAUAUCAAUUGAAAAUAUAGAGAAUAAGGGUCAAAAAUAUAUUGUGAAAUUAUUAACUUUAAUAAAAUAUUGAAAGAAUAUGCCUCUGUAAAGAGGAUGGUGAACCUGCUUUAUGGAUCUCCCAAUCCAUAGAUUAGUCAAUUAAGUCUCUCAAGUGGAGCACCGAACAGCUUUGAAGAAGUUGCAAAAAUGACUACCAUUGGUUUCUAUGUUAUUCUGUACAUUCAAAAGCUUAACCAGAUAUGAAUCAUAGAGUAAUACAGCUUAAAAACAGGCCCUUCAGCCCAACUGGUUCAUGCUGACCAUAACUCAGAUCUAAGCUAGUACAAUUUGGAUCAUGUCCCUCUGACCGUCUUCUACCUGUAGAUUUGCCCAAGUGUUGUAAAUGUACAUGGCUAAACUACCUCUUCUGGCAGCUCAUUCCAUAUGUACACCUUAGAGUGUCAAAGUAAUAGAAUAAUUGUUCAUAUGUGUUUUUUUCUCUGUAUAAGUAGAUGUCCUCCACUGGUUGGAGUUGAGUGUGAGUAUUGCAUUCAAGCUGUCUACGUGAUAUGCAAGCCAGUGCCCAAGUCAAGGCAAUAUGAUAUGGAGAGCAAGCUGCUGCCCUCGCUGAAGCUUCUCCUCUCCACGCAGCGGCUCAAUCCAAAGGAACAGCAACACCAACAUCGUUUGGCGCCAGUGGAGUCACAGCAGUUUCCAGUCAGUGUUGAAUUCAGCACAUGACUGCCUUAGGGACUCCAGCCCCAGAUUCUUCCUCAGGGUUUACUCCCAAAACCUACCCUAUGAGUGGGUAUAACCACAAGGUAGCAGGGGUUUGAGAUCAGAGUUUUCCUUCUCCUAGAUGAGCUGCCAUCUACAGCUGAUGAGCCCCAUCUGCCCGAAGUGACUGGUUUUAAGGCACUAGUACCCUACCUUUGUCCCUCCUCCUGUCAGUAGAAAUGGUUCUGCCAGGCUUAGGGACUAAGCCACAUGUGAAGGUCAGGAUUUGGUUGUCAGAGGUUAUUUGAGAUGCACGCCAUUGGGAGCAUUUAAUCGGCAGUGUCAGCUUAUUCCUCACUAUUUCCUCCUGGCAAUGACAACCUGAAGGAACCUUGAAGCAUAGUAUCUGAGCUUACUCCAACAGAGUAGCUCAGACUCCCUCCCCUUUGAAAGAGAGAAAGAGAGCAGCAAAGUGUGGUGAUACAAAGGAAAAUAAAACCAAUCCCAAUAACCCUGUAGUGUUCACAGCCGGAAUU
Hypanus sabinus (Atlantic stingray) is the source of this 2202-nucleotide messenger RNA. RefSeq lists its product as uncharacterized. NCBI's taxonomy places the organism in Eukaryota, Metazoa, Chordata, Chondrichthyes, Myliobatiformes, Dasyatidae. The record is from RefSeq and is a predicted model, not a curated record. The transcript is spliced from 3 exons. The coding region runs from base 292 to 726 and encodes 144 amino acids.